GUGCCGCGCGGAUGACGCCAUCAAGCAUUUCUCGUGCCACAUUCUCCAAACGGCGCGAGGGCACGCAUACGUUUUCGGUUUAUUUUCUCAGUUCUCGUUUUGUUCUCUGCUGUCACAUUGGACCCUAUAGCUGAUUUUGAUUCUAGGCUUCCUCCAGCCGUCUGCAGAAAGUUUGUUACCGUGAAGAGUUCACUGGUCGGCAGCUAAAGAAAGCAGCCUGGUCAGCUGGUCAAGCCUGUGGAUUUCUUCUGGCACUUGUGAUGGUGGAUGAAUGUGAGCACAAUGAAUGAUUUGAAAAGCUACAAGAGUUGAUGACUACACCACGCUGUCUCGUGAAACGAAAACAUGGGGAAGCAGAACAGCAAGCUCCGCCCUGAGGUGAUGCAGGACCUGCUGGAGAGCACGGACUUUACGGAGCAUGAGAUCCAGGAAUGGUACAAAGGCUUUCUACGGGACUGUCCCAGUGGCAACCUCUCCAUGGAGGAAUUUAAGAAAAUCUACGGAAACUUCUUUCCUUAUGGAGACGCCUCAAAGUUUGCAGAGCACGUGUUCCGUACUUUUGAUGCGAACGGCGAUGGCACGAUAGACUUUCGGGAGUUCAUAAUUGCACUGAGUGUCACGUCACGAGGGAAGCUGGAACAAAAGCUCAAGUGGGCGUUUAGCAUGUAUGAUUUGGAUGGAAACGGAUACAUCAGCAAGUCAGAGAUGCUUGAGAUUGUGCAGGCGAUUUAUAAGAUGGUAUCAUCAGUGAUGAAGAUGCCAGAGGAUGAGUCCACACCUGAGAAGAGAACAGAGAAGAUCUUCAGACAAAUGGACACCAACCGGGAUGGAAAACUGUCUCUGGAGGAGUUCAUCAAAGGGGCAAAGAGUGACCCGUCCAUCGUGCGUCUGCUACAGUGUGACCCCAGCAGUGCAGGACAGUUCUGAGAUCAGCCUCCUCUCAUGCUUCAACCUUUUAUUUAUUUAUGGGUUUUAAUUUAGUUUUUGAUAUAGUCGCAGGGAAAUGAUGGAGGGUCAGGUUUUUUCCAGACUAGGGCAUCUGGGUCUCGUCAGACUGAGCUUGGCCAGGUCUAGUAACACACACACACGCGUGCGCACACAGAGUUAUGGGCUGCGUUAUCUCUGUAGGGAGCCGCAAGAGGCCUGUGAUGGAGUGAAUUAGGGGAACUAGAGCAUUCAUCUAAGCUUGAAACACUUCCUGAUUAGAAAAGAGGUUUCAUGUCAUGUUAAAUACAUAGUUUUAUUCUUAUUUUCUCUCUGUAUUAGAUGCGACAGUUUUAACAAAGGCAGGAAUUUAAGAUGGGAAAUAGAGAAGAUAAUGUUUUAUUCCUAAUUCUUUUUUUAAUGAAUAAAUCUGAUGCCUGAAUCAUUCCUCAAGCAGUGGCAUCACUCUAGUUUUUGUGUGUAAACACCUCAGCCUUAGAGAUCCGAAUAUUGGGGGAGUUUUUAACUUUAUUUAGAUUAGAUUAUAUCGUUUCGAUCAACUCAUAGUUUGGCCAGCUAUUAUUGGCAGAUCACAGUAUUAUUAUCCAAUGGGACCAAUAAAUCAGGCAUGCAGAUUUUGUAAUUGUACACAGAAGAUUCCCCGCAUUAUACUUAAGAUCUAAAGAGCCUUAUUAGUGCUGGAAGCGCACAUUCAAUUCUGUGUGGAUUAGUUUGGUUUUAGUCGUACAGUCUACUGUUCAGAUGACAUGAAUUGAACUGCGUUCUCUUUUUCCAGUUUUCUAAUGUUUGUACUCUAGUAACUGUAGGCCUGUAUAUAAAUCUGAAAUAUCAGACACGCAUGCAAAACUGUACUCAAGAGUUCCAUCUUAGGAUGCAGCGAUCGGUUUUAUUGACGUUUUUAGCAAAAGCAUGUAACACCAAGUUUAUCUGCAUUUGUGGACGGGAGAGUAUUUGUGUAAUUUGUAUGCAUGUGUUGUGGUUAAUAUCAGUUACAGCCCUGUUUGCUCACCCUGGUUAUAGGUGUCGUGAUGCAUCGUUUGCAUUAUUGCAGAACGUUUUUGUUAUUGAAAAAGAACUAAAGCUUUAUUGAUUCAAAGCUAUACUUUGAUUAUUAGAAUCACUUUUAUCUGCUUACAGUCAGUCUUUAACUCUGGAUUGUACACAUGAGCAUCAAGUUACUGAAUUGCCUUAAACGCACUCAAGUGUUUCUGUGGGUGAGUGGUUUUUAUAUGGCUUUUUUUUUUUUUAAAUCAAGCUUCAGUUGCAGUAAAUUUGCUUGCAUCUGAAAUUAAAUUCCUUCACAUGUUGGAGAGAUUAACUCUGCUCUUCCCAUUCACCUCUUUAAUAGAUGUAAUUAUGUUGACGACCUCUCAUUGUGUUGUCAAAAGUACCAACUUCGAUACCAAGUCGGUACUGAAAUUUUAAAAAUGUGACGCUUUGAGCGCCGCUGAGCGGAUUCGUAAACGCCCCUGAUUGGCUAUUGUGUUCACGCGCUCAUCAGAUAUGUCUGUGAUUAGCUACAGUGAUCAACGCUUCAAAAACAUGUAAAUAGUCAUCAAUGACGCUCUUUGCCGAGCGCUUAAGUGUGUUUUCAAGUUGAUCAAGUUCGAGUUGAUCAUUGUAGCAGACAUAUAUGUUGAGCACAUGAACGCAGUGGCCAAUCAGAGGUGUUUACGAAUCCGCUCAACAGCGCUUAAAGCAUCACAUUUUAAAAAAUUUCAGUAUCGAAGUCGGUAUUUUUGACAACACUUGGAAAUAAGACCCGUUGCUUUUCAAAAUGCCCCUUGCACUCGUGUGGUAUCUAUACCUGUAUACAUUUCACUUGAAUUCAACAGUAGUUAGAAAGCAUUUAUUCAGAACUCCUAAUAGUUCCCAUAUCUCCCUCUGUCCUGCUUUUAGUAAUCAUGCCGAAGCCUCAGAGAUCCACACUUCUUCUGCUGAUGUUCAGUGUUUUUGAAUGUCCCUGUGAACAUCAAAUGCCUCACCACAGUGCAUUUGGUUCUGCUAUACUGUUAAUGAACAUAAUUGAAUGUUUUUAUUGUUUUUAUUUUACUCAUUGAACAACUGCUGUUUUUUGUAAAAAAUAAUGAAAAAAAGAAAAGUUAAAGUGGCAGGUCAAAACUGCUCUGUUAUUUCAUGUUUUAUGCAUAUUUUAUGUAGGUUUUUUUUUUUUUUUUUUUUUUAGUUUUCUUUUUAAACAUCUGACGUAACAUUUCUGUAUCACAAUUAUAUCGUGGUCAGGUGCCAAAAAUAUGAAUGCAGUAUUGUAUAAAUUUAUACUGUACAAUUGUUAUUUGUCAAACAAAUUGUUUGUAAUUGUUGCAUUUUGUAGAUUUUGUAUGGUAAUCUGUAUUUUGUGACUGUAGAUUUGAGACAUAGAAAUUUGUUUUGGUUAUCAUAUUGAGCGGAAAUUAAAUCUGGAGAGAACAGA
Ctenopharyngodon idella (grass carp) is the source of this 3376-nucleotide messenger RNA. It is a transcript of the gene ncalda, whose product is annotated as neurocalcin delta a. Gene Ontology annotation, molecular function: calcium ion binding; tubulin binding; actin binding. The coding region runs from base 346 to 927 and encodes 193 amino acids. The transcript has 6 exons. Gene Ontology annotation, cellular component: cytosol. Gene Ontology annotation, biological process: calcium-mediated signaling. The record is from RefSeq and is a predicted model, not a curated record. NCBI's taxonomy places the organism in Eukaryota, Metazoa, Chordata, Actinopteri, Cypriniformes, Xenocyprididae.